Molecule: messenger RNA, 1518 nt
Organism: Sporisorium graminicola
Lineage: Eukaryota; Fungi; Basidiomycota; Ustilaginomycetes; Ustilaginales; Ustilaginaceae
Exons: 1
Coding region: 1-1518 (505 amino acids)
Source: RefSeq, a predicted model, not a curated record
AUGCAGGCUGCACCACGGCUUCAAGAUGCGCAGAUCUGGCUGCCACCGCGAGCCACUUCACGAGCCUCCUCUUAUCAUACUGUUCUCGACCACUUUACUAACACCACAACCACUACCACCACCACCAUCAACAACAACAACGGUGCCACCAAGUCGGUCGAAUCUUUGACGUCCUCGGUCGAACCUCCUGGUUUGGAUGACGCUGACGCCGACGCUGCUUCUUCGCCGCCUACCUCGCCGGAGAUCGAGUACGAGACGAUCCACCACACCAGACACGGCAAGGCGCUGGUGGUCGAGCAUCCGACGCUGGUCAACUUUGUGCCGACCACGGAGAUCCAGACCGCCGUUAGUGUCACUGCAGACCGCGUGGUGAUCGAUACGAUUUUCCCGCCCACCGCCGUGUUGCGUGCGAGUGACCGUGUCAAUCGUCCGUACGCUUACUCUGAAGAGCGGAAAGACGGCGUGGAAGCGGCAGGUUUCAACGUGCAGGAAUUGCUCAAGAGACACGAGGAGGAGCUGCGCCAGACACUGCGCGAGAAGCUGACCGAUAACUAUGAUCCUACGGGAAGCAUCACGGAAGAAAUCUUUACGACGCUGACCCAAGUCACGCGUUUCCCGGACCCGGUGGGCACAGACCUGAAGCCAUUCAGCAAGGAACAGUGUCCAUGCGUCUGCUGUGAGGCGGGCUGCUUUUACCCAUUCGAGCCGCAACCUGUACCAAGUACGUCGUCGAUGACCGCAACAUACGUUCAGCCCGCUGCUAGCCGUGCCGUUUCGAAGUCGUGUUUGGACAUGACCGAGGCAUCGGUGCCCAAUGGCGGUGCGUACGGCUCGAUGCGAAGUGGAAAACAGGACAAGGAAAGGAAUAAGCACAGGUUCGGAUUCCUGACGUUCGGUCGAUUUAGCCGGUCGCGCUCUAAUCUUGAUCUAGCUCGCGAACCUGCUGAUGGCGCGAGCAGCGCCACGAAGUCGACUGCACUCCCCACGCCGGCUCCCGCACUGCCCUCGGAGGUGACGAACCAAGUCGUGCCACCCGCCCGCUCCAAGUCAUUCUCCGACCUGGUUCGCAGGCGGCGCAGCAAGCAUAACGCAUCCAGUUCGUCCACCGCACCAGCCGCUGCAACUUCAGCAACCAACAUCAACGGCGCAGUCCAACCCGACGUCCCCACUCGACGCCUAGCCCGACACUCGCUCGACACCACGCGCACACCCACUCCGCUUUCGGCACCCAACCCACCCCCUCGCCGUAGCAGCAAAGUCUAUGCCAUCGUGUCGCGCAAACCCUCCCCCAACUUCUCGACCGGUUCCGCGACGAUGCCGAGGAAUUCGAUGAGUGCAUACGACAUCGGCCAGAUCGUCGAGGAGGAUGAACCAAGGGCAGGCGAUGCGGGAGUGGAGAGGAGGCAGUCUGCCUUGAUGUCGAGCUACGGCACACCGGCACAGGGGACGGGUCAGUUUCGAGUGACGAGACGACCGGUGCCUGUCGAACAGGAACCGCAGAUUGGUCUUGCGCUUUAG